AGGUAUCGCCUUAUAUUAUAAUCUGUGCUCUAUAUGUACUUGUGAUAGCUGAUAAACAAAAACAUUUUAUUUUAUCAGUGCUAGACAAUUCUAUCGAAACAUUUCCAUAUAUAAUUUUAAAUCUCUUUGGCUAGAUAUUAUUAAGCAUUUUGAAAAAAUGUCUCACGAUAAGAGCGUUUUUAAAAAAAUUAUUCACCCUGGAAAGAAGUAUAUACCUAUAGCAAAUGGCAGCAAGGUAUAUUUCCACUUCCAAACAUGGAAAAUGGGCAAAGAAAGAGUACUCCUAGAUGACAGCAGAAAGAUUGGCAAAAAGGAACCCAUGGUUUUGGUUACUGGUCACAAAUUUAAAUUGGAGGUGUGGGAGACAAUAGUAAAAUUGAUGGCCGUAGGCGAGGUCGCCAGCUUUGAAGUGAAGAAAGAGCUUCUAUAUAGUUACCCAUAUGUGUCCAAAACUUUGCGAGAGAUGGGCCGCCAGCAACUUAGAGCCCAACACAGCUGUACAAUGACACUGCACACGGAGGGCAUUGGGCACAGAGAUCUGGACGAGUUAAUCGCAAGACCUUGUGACUUGGAGUUUAUCAUAGAAGUACUAAAGGUGGAGGGAUCUGACGAAUAUGAAAAAGAGUUAUGGCAGUUGAAUAUCAAAGAGAGGUUAGAACUAAUACCAAAACUCAGGGAGAAAGGUAAUAAACAAUAUGGCGAGAAAGAUUAUAUUGGAGCAGAAGAAGCUUAUUCCCAAGCAGUGGCCAUUUGUGAUCAACUUAUGAUUAGGGAGAGGAAGGGUGAUGACGAAUGGGUUGAAUUGAAUAAAAUGAAAUUGCCAAUAUUACUUAAUUAUGCUCAAUGCAAACUAAUGUUUGGAGAGUAUUAUGAUGUCAUACAAUUUUGUACCACUGUAUUGGAAUAUGAUAAAGAUAAUGAGAAAGCUUUAUUCAGAAGGGCAAAGGGACACAAAGGCGCCUGGAACCCAGACCGAGCUGAGGAAGAUUUAAAAAGACUUAAGUCCCUCAACCCAUCUUUGGCGCGUAUAGUGGAUAAAGAACUAGACGAUAUAAAAAGACUGAAAAAAGAAAAAGAAGAUAAAGAUAAAGACGCAUUAAAAAAAAUGUUUAACAGUACCAAUGGAGCUUCAUAAGAUUUGACAUAAAAUAUAUAUAAAAAUCAGUACCUAAUGGACAUGAGAACAAAAUUAUCUCUUCCAUGCCUUUACUUUAAUCUUAUUACCUAACAUAUUCAAUCUAUUGUGUAUUAAUACUAUGGCUAUUUAAAUCGGGGGCAUAAAUAAAUGUGGACCAACGAAUUUAUGAAGUAAUCUAGAAUAUGGAGACAGUAUAAUAUACUUUCUUACAUUAAAAAUAAUUAUAAAGUUAUUAUAAUUUGCAUCUUUUGUAAUUUUAUAUUGGGUACUGAUAAUUCACUAAUCUGCAGUAUAAAUGCUUUAUUUAAUGUUUAGAACUCAUUCUUAAAGAAUAUGAGUUGUGACAAACUUUUGUACCUACUAUGUGAUCUAUACUAUGCUGUGUAUAUCAGAAAAAUAUCUUUUAACUACUUAAGCUAGUGUCUUUUAUACCAAAAAUUUCAACAUUUACUUGUGUAGUUGUAAUUAUUUAUUAUAAACUAAUAAAUAAAAGUGUUAGUCGCUA
This is a messenger RNA of Manduca sexta (tobacco hornworm), 1643 nucleotides long. Its product is annotated as AH receptor-interacting protein. NCBI's taxonomy places the organism in Eukaryota, Metazoa, Arthropoda, Insecta, Lepidoptera, Sphingidae. The coding region runs from base 158 to 1135 and encodes 325 amino acids. The transcript is spliced from 6 exons. Gene Ontology annotation, molecular function: peptidyl-prolyl cis-trans isomerase activity; protein binding. The record is from RefSeq and is a predicted model, not a curated record.